UUUACGGUUGGAAAUUCCUUCUUCUGCCUGAGGGGACCCAUUCCCAGGCCUUCUCAACGUCUCACAUGUGAACCGAUGCAUGAUCUAAUUUAUUGCUGCAGCAGUCCCGGGUCGACCAAAGUUCAAAGGACUCGUUCAACUCCGCUACCUACCUGGUGAUACCGUGCAAGGGAAGGAGCCCUGAAAUAACAUCACCAUCGACCGAGCCCAAACCCAACGAAGGGAUCGUAAACGUACAUUUAUCACCAGUCUCAUUCUUAAAGGUGGAUGAAGGAUGCCAGGAGGUCAAUAAAGCAUGAAGUUGCUUCUUCAGGUGAUCGUCGUCGUCGUCGUCCUCAUCAACGUAGGCCAUGUCACCGAAGGAGUGCAACUGCUUGCACUAUCGGGGCAAACAACGAGAUGAUCGAUCGGAGCAGGCGGUGGUAGUGUGAUUAGUAGUUCCCACAUGCUUGGGUCCCAUUUCGAACGUCGCUCAAAAUUGUCACCUUUCGGCUGAAAAGAAAAGAAGAAGAAAAAAACAGAAAACAGAAACAAUUUCGGAACAUAAGAAAAAUGGUGUUUAUUUUUUAUUGAGUGAAUCAAAAUUCAACCAAAAUAAUGGUAGUGAAAUCGCUUCAGUAGAAUCAAAACAACUUUCGGGAUUUUUGGUAGUGCAAACGAGAAGCGAAGCAAAAAAGCUGAAAUUAUGUAAAUUUACGUUUAGUGGCUCUAGGAAAAAAGAAAAAAGGAAGAAGCGAAAAAAUUAAAAGGUAGAACAAAAUUACAAUUAACUCGAUUUGUGCUUUGUGUUUGUUCUUUACUGUACGUAGAGAGUGAGAUGUUUCGGAAUUAUAGCCGUAAUUAACGAUCUUCUCUGCGUUAUACGUCUAAUCACUGGGAAAUUUCGAAAAUUGAUGUGAAAUUUUUCGUGUUUGUGUGUGUGUUCGUGCAUUAGCAGCCAGCCAAGGAAGGAAAGAAGGGGAGAGAAGAAAUCAAAAUACACGUAAAGGAUUUUAAAACACUUCGCGUUUAAGGAAGUGCUUGAGACAGACACACAAAUUCAUCGACAUCUGUUAUUGAGACCCACCAACUGUCGCAUGCAGCUGAGCUAGACUUAACGACCAGAUGAAAGAAAAAUUCGAAAUCAUGACCGAUCAGGAGCACUAUAGCCUUCGGUGGAACAACCACCAGAACCACAUUCUACGGGCAUUCGAUACCCUGCUGCAGACCAAAACCCUCGUCGAUGUCACGCUGGUCUGUGCCGAGACGAGCAUCCGAGCGCAUAAGGUUGUCCUGUCGGCCUGUUCGCCCUUCUUCCAGCGAGUGUUCUCCGAAACUCCCUGCAAACAUCCUGUGAUAGUGCUGAAAGACUUCCGCGGAUGGGUUGUGCAAGCGAUCGUAGACUUUAUGUACCGUGGCGAGAUCAGCGUUCCUCAAGAACGACUCUCAGUACUGAUACAGGCCGGAGAAUCGCUACAGGUUCGGGGGUUGGUUGACCAUCCAGUAGCAGGUAACACCCCAACCCCUGCGCAAUCUCCCGAAGACUUCAGUCUGCUGGACUCUUCGCUAAUAUCGCCAACAUCACCGUCACUUCCGUCGCCAAACUUCACCCACCACCACCACCAUGCCCGCCACCCGCAUCAGAACUCCACGGCAACAAGCAUGCUCAGUGCCAGUACUCCAAAGUUAUUGCUGCCACCACAGGUGUUCGCCGAUCCUUCUCUAAACCUGCCCAACCCAGAUCUCUGCACUUCACCCAUGCCACGACGAAAGCAGGCCCGUCCAAGGCGACGAUCAGGUGAUUGUGCCCCUCAGGACCUAAGCAGUAAACCCACCAGUCCCGUUCCCCCCAGCAUGGAUGAAAAGGAAGAUGAAGACAACGAAAUCGAUCGUGACGACGACGAAGAACUAGAAGAUGAAGAUGACGAUAUCAAGGAAAUCAUUCGAAGAAGCGAAAGCGAGGACAAAAAGGAUUCGAGUCCGCAGAAAACACCAAGUAAAAGCGAUGACAACGAAAAGGACAGCAAAAAUAAUUCAACCGCGUCGACAGCUUCCCUCUCCGUAAUGGAUGGACCCGAGAACCUCUGCAUGAAGAAAUCCUCCGUUUCAAAUAACAGUUCAAACAACUCCAGCAAUUCGAACAAAGAUAGCAACUCUCGGUUAUCAGACCCAUCCAGCAUCAAGGACAGCUCUCCGGAAACGACGAUCGGUCGACUUUCGCUGAAGGACAUCCGUCAUCUGAAUAGAUCCUCCCUGGCCCGAUCCAUGAGUUCGCUAUCGCCUCCGCCUUCGUUUCACCUGAACAACAACCCUCCCUCCAGCCUGUCCCACCCGGAUAAACGGGUCAAACUGGAAGAUCGCGACGAUGACCGACUUGGCGACGACGAUGGGCCUCAUUUUUUAGACCACAUGGACCUGGCCUUAGCCUCGCAUCAGCACCCGCUAGCGCAUCUUUCGCAUCACAACUCCUCGCCGCAGCUACGGCCCCCGGGACUAACGCCGGAUGGUGAAAACAACAACAGCAGUAGCAGUAAGAACAACAACGGGAAUGCUGGACCGGGAAAUGGACCCAGCAGCAGGGACGGGAACAACGGAUCCGGUCCGAUGGGAGUGGGGAUGGGAGGUGGAGCGGGCGGCAAGGAUGGACGACUGGGUCCGAAGGAUUUUCUGCACAGUCCAACGUUAAAUUUUCCGCCGUUCUUUAACCAGUCGGAUGGACCGCCACGGCCGCCGCACUCGCCCCUGUCGUUCCCGCACAUGCCGUCGGUUUCGUCGCUGACGCUAACGCCACCGCAUACUGACCGAGCACCUUGGACCGAGCACUCUUUCCCAACACCCAACAGCACACUUUGGAGAGAAGUGUUCGGUCUGGACUCCCCACUCGGUCUGUUCCCUCCGGGCAUGGAGCCGGGCAAAAUGUACAGCCCACUGAUGGAAAUGUCCGACCCCCGUGUGAUGCACGACCAACCAUACCUGAAAAAGAAACUAAACCGACCCAAGGGGCAGCACUCAGCGCCCCGUGGUGGCCCACCCCGGUCAUGGACCAACGCCGAGCUGACGGAGGCCCUGCAGCACGUGUGGAACAAGAAGAUGACCACCAGCCAAGCGUCGCGGAUAUUCGGCAUCCCGUACAACUCGCUCCUCAUGUACGUCCGGGGCAAGUACGGCAAAAGCCUCAAGCUGGAACAGCUCCGCAAGGACUGCAUCAGUGGGCCGCCGAUCGAACUGCUCCAGAUGGGCAUGAACAACAACAACAAGGACAAGAAGGACGGCCAGGACAAGGACAUGCCUCAUCACCAUCCGGGUGGCAAUCCCAAUGGGAGUGGUAACGGUGGUGGUUCGGAUCAACGAGGAGGUCCCCGGUCGGCUUCCUCGGAACCAGAGCUCCUCUCGAGUCCAAACACGCUUUUUAAUCCCUUUCCUCCUGGAUUCUAUCCGGACUUUCCCGGUGGUUUCCCAGGGCUUCCGCUGAGUAUGCUUAAUCUCCUCCCUCCGGACCGACAUCAUCCGGGUGCGCACCAGUUGGCGAUGAGCAUCGACGAGGACUGCAAAAGCGACCGAUCGAAGCAAUCGAUGGACGAUGACUUCCCGCAACCGUUGGCGCUGAAUCGGUCCGGGCUGAGUGGAGGCGGCGGGGGAGGAAGCGUAGUGACGGAUCGAGGCGAUGGACCCCAGUCGGACAGUCGACGGGAAAUCUACCAGCAAAAUGGACAGGAUUAAUAUUUGUACUUUCUUGACCGACUCAAGGCAAUGCCGCGGUAUCCCAAGUGGGUGGGUUGAGAAAG
Molecule: messenger RNA, 3764 nt
Organism: Ochlerotatus camptorhynchus
Lineage: Eukaryota; Metazoa; Arthropoda; Insecta; Diptera; Culicidae
Product: protein jim lovell-like
Exons: 5
Coding region: 1105-3699 (864 amino acids)
Biological process (GO): regulation of transcription by RNA polymerase II
Cellular component (GO): nucleus
Molecular function (GO): protein binding; DNA binding
Source: RefSeq, a predicted model, not a curated record